UACUUUAUGUACACAAAGUAUAGACAGAACACAAAGUGUAUAUACUCAAUUUUCAUAGGGAAUAAAUUCUACAUAUUCUGGAGAUACUAUACUGUAUGUAGCUGACAGUGGCAGAAAGAAAAUCAAGUCUUGUUAAGGUAAAAGUAGCCAUACUUUGAAAUACAAUUACUCCACUACAAGCAAAAGUCAGUGUGAUAUUAUAUUAAUUAAUUUAAAUGAUAAAUACAUACAAAUGUAUUGUGUUGAAGCAAAGCUACUUCUUAUGCUGUCUGGUAGUUUGUGCAUCAUAUUUUAUAACUCUGCAUGUAAAACUUUGAUCUUAAAAUAAUGACUAACUAUAGCUGUCAGAUAAAUGCAGUAGAGUAGAAAGGGCAAUAUUUCCCUCUGAAAUGUUGUGGGGUACAAGUAUGAAGUAACAUGAAACAGAAAUGCUCAGGUGCACAAAAACAUUUGAGCAAGAACUGUUUCAGGUGCCAAAGCUUUGCUGUGGUAGGGAUGAUCUUACAGAGGACCAGAUGAAAUUUCAUUAUGAUUAUCUUAUUUCUUUUGCACCCUCUAUCAGAGGUAAUUCUUUCCAUUAGAACAUGACAGAAUUGCUUUUAAUGGCGAUACUUAAGUGAAAUAAUUUUCUAAACAAUCCUCUACUGUCCAUUAAACCGUAAGCUGUAAUUUAAAAUGGAGAAAACAGACUCUCAUAACUUGGAGUACUAAGAAUCAAAAGUUAAAUUCAUGAUGAUAUUGGAUAACAUUUCAUUUUUGGGGGUUGGUCCACUGAGGCAGUGUUAUCAUAAUGAGUUUAUGGAUUGAAAGAAUUGUGGUUGAUACAGCCCAUCCAAUUUGGUCUUCUCUAGGUGUAAGGCAUGCUGCUGAGAGUUCAACCCAUCCCUUGUUCCUUUAUCAUUAUUCAUCUCGUCACUGUUCAAAACUCAAAUUCCAUCUAAACUGAGCUUUGCGAUUUUAUUUUAUUUUAUGCAGAUUUCCCUUUAUUUUAACACAACUCUCCAUCUGCCUAUUUUGCAGGAGGACUCAGAUCCUUCAUCACCAGUGCCCUCUAGUGGCCAGAAGCUGAACUACCAGACAGACCCUCGUCCUCACUUUGGUGUAGCUUGGUCCUCUCACUCCCCAUGUCGCCCCCUGUGGGGCAGCGAGGGGCCCUGCUGGGGGCAAAGAAACCAGGAAGUGCCCAAUCAGACGCACACCUGCCCUCACUGCCAUCUGGGCUUGCCCCCUGACACACUGCGGUGGCACGAGGUUGUAAACGCACACGGACAUAAAUAGAGACACAUGAGCUCACAGUCUCUGCCAAACAUGCCACCACUUAUGUCACUUUGUUUACUAGAGGGCCCCUAACUGUUUUCCUUCUCUCUUCACAGGCUAAGUGUCUGCUCUUCGAAGGGCUGAGGAAGCCGAACAAAUAAAUGGUGUCGUCAUCAGAGAAAAAUGUUGCUUGUACUUGAUGAAUGAUACUCUCUAUUCUCUGUAUUAAUGCUCUCAGGAAAUACUUUGUACCUGAGGAUAUGUGCAAUAUCUGUUUCUGUUGUUAAACAACUGUCUGUUUACACAUUAUUUUGAGCUCAUGUGUAAUUUCAUUGAUAUUUUUAGUGAUGUGCUCAUACAAAUAAAUUGCAUGUGUACAAAAUCACUGCCUUUUACCCUGCUUCAAGAAUAUUGACAAAAUUAAUGAUUUGUGCCUUUUCUAUUUAAAGUACAUUUACACACAUAUCCUUAAUGACUUUUUUAAGAUAUAGAAAUGGAGUUCAUUGAAAGAACAUGAUAUUCAAUUACGUUAAGUCACUGUGUAUCUUUAUGUUUUAUGGUUUGAUUUGCUUCUUGAGGGACAGAUGGAAUAUUUUGAAUUGAACUGAAUGGAGAACUCAGCCGAUACCUGAGUUCUUGUGAUGUCACCAUAGAACCCUAACAUUCUGAGGUUCUUCCACAUUGUCCAGUUCACUGUUGGAUUGAUCGUUGCUGCAGGUAUAGUCAUCUCUCUUUACCGUUUCUUGGUAAAUUCUGUGAUCCUGGGAUUAUCCAAACAGAAAUGGAUGAAGAGUUUGUACCCAUGCAUGGAAAAGACAGUGCUCAGAAGGAAGGUUUUGAUUUAGAGAAUGAAAACAGUGAGGAGGAGAUGAGCGAAGACGGCUCAGAUCUCAGUGAUGGAGGUUGUGAGGGUGGCUCGGGUGAGGUGGGCCACUGGGGGUCACUUCCUGACGUGUGCUUGCGGCAGGUGUUCAGGUGUCUUCCUGAUGGUGAUCGCAGGAGCGCUGACAUGGUUUGUCGCCAUUGGCACAAUGUCAUGCGCUCUCCCUCCCUCUGGCGCUACCGCUUCUUCCACUUCAGUGGUCGCCUCUCCAAAUACAGGCAGUCCGAAUACUGCUCCGCUGUGGCCUAUGCCCGCUACCUGGGAGUCUACCUGGAGAGGCUGGAAGUUUGUGUGUGUCCUCCUCGCAGGUCAUUGGUGGCACAGCGACUGGAGCAAGCCAUCAGUGGGCUGUUUUAUGAGCUUACCAGAGUAAGGGCCCCACUGCAGUCCCUCUCCCUCGUAAGGCUGGAGCUGGACCGGAGUGCCUGGACGUUAGGGCUCAGGAACUGUCUGAUAGACUCCCUGAUUCGCUUCUUACACAGAGGAGCCUCAAGGCUCACCUCUGUUUGUCUGAACGGAAUGCGAAACCGCACAACUCAGGGUCUGGAUCUGCUCUCUGCCUUGUCGUAUUCUCAGAGGCGUUUUGAACCCCGCUGCUAUAUCUCUUUUUUGGACUUGGAGGGAUUCUUUUCCAGCGGCGUGCAUAUCCACCUCGACUCCAGCGUGCCCGGUGUGCUGCGCGAACUGCAAGGCCUCACCAGCCUGAAGCUGAGUUACUCCUGUCUGUCAGACGAGCUGCUGAUGGCUCUCCAGCCAGCUAGGGGUCGGAGGCAAAACUCCAGUAGAGCUGGGAGCGCCUUGCAAGCGUUUUCUCUGAACUGCACUUUGAACGAGACCCACCGACAGGUGGUGUGUGGUGACACGUGGGCGGCUUUGGCAUCAAGCUGCCCGGACCUGAGAGUCAAACUAACAGUGGACCAAAUCAUCAACACUGACCGGCUUGCAAGGAUCCUGCUGCGUGAGAUUCCCCUGACAGAAUUUGCCAUGACAGCUUUCUACUCCCCUGAUGAAGACUGGAGCGCCAGGCCCCUUCUCCGUAGAAUGCUGCCUCAAUACAGAUGCAGCCUGCAGUAUCUGACCCUGGACCUGAGCAACUGCAGUGAAUCACUAGAUGAGGAGUUGCUGGAGCUGGUCAAGGUGUGUGAACGUCUGGAGCAGCUGAGAGUCUGGGCUUUCUUGGAAAUCAGAACUGUGGAGAGGCUGCUACACAUCAGACUGACACAAAGGCAUUUACUCAACAAAAUCAGAGUGAGAGUCUACUCAGUGAAUGACAACACAGGAGAACAGGAAGACCAGCUGGAGGAAAUACUGUCUUCCUACCAGCAUCUCCCACCUGAGCUGGAGUUCUAUGCCAUUAUCUACCCCUUUGUAUGAGCUCUGAACACAUGCUUUGGUGCUUGUGCAUAGACAAAAAAUAAAUGAAUGAAGCAUGAAAUUCUCCUGUUUUACAAAUCUGUUGACUGUAUGAACAAUAACUGGUCAUUUUAGUUUGAAGUUUUGGCAGUGAAUGACUCUCUCUAGCUCUGUAUCUGUGGAUUUUCUCAGGGGGUGGGGGUCGUGGGUUUGUGUGUGUGGAAACAGUGACCUAGUUUCAUUGUAAAGGGUGAUCGGGGGAGGCAAUGUGUGUGUGUGUGUGUGUGUGUGUGUGUGUGUGUACCCUGGCAUGGCGAGAGCACUAUUUAAAGAAACGGAUUAAGAGGCAACAGCGAUAUACCAAACUCUUGAUUGCAUGACACUUGACACACUUGCAUGGAAACAAAGUCUAUUGUAUGUUUUUAAUCUUAUUCCUUUGAUUAAAAAAAUAUACUUCUGUAAAUCUGUUUUAUGACACCUCACUAUCCCUCUAUUAUAACAUACAAACACAACACAUACCUCUGACUACUUGUACAUAUAUUUAAUGUAGAACUAAUCCCAUGCCAGUAUUUAUAUAUCAAAAUGCAGGCACUAUGACUGUACACUGUAUUGUUGUGAAUUAUGACUGUGCAGUGUAUAUUACACAUAUAUUUACUGUAUAGGGACCUAAUUCUAGUUCAGUCCUUCUAUUUGUUUCUAUUUAUCAUUGUCAUUUGUAUUUAUUUUUAUUACUAGUGUAUUUUUUCAUGUACCUACAUUCUUGAAUAUCAUGUGCUAAGUGAAGUAUGUACCAAUCUACAAAUACAGUUUAAUUUGUCCAUUAAUGUUUAUUUGCUUUUAGAACUUCAUAGACUGAUAAUUGGCAGGGUACAUCUGUCUGU
This is a messenger RNA of Lates calcarifer (barramundi perch), 4374 nucleotides long. Its product is annotated as F-box only protein 39. Lineage: Eukaryota; Metazoa; Chordata; Actinopteri; Centropomidae. The coding region runs from base 2039 to 3514 and encodes 491 amino acids. The transcript is spliced from 7 exons. The record is from RefSeq and is a predicted model, not a curated record. Gene Ontology annotation, molecular function: protein binding.